AACAAAGCCAAGGAAUCAGCACCAAAAAGAAAAAAGAACAACAUUGUUAAAUUAUGGAGGAAGAAAGCCAACUAAACACAUUGCCUAAAUACUUCACUCUCAAAUUGAGGCAAAAUGGGCGAUAUCUUCGUUACGUUAACGACGAUAAGAUCAUGCAUGGGUUUCUCAAGUUCAAUGGAACUCAUGUGGUGAGUCCAUUCGCAAAGUUUGAGGUUGAAAAGGCUAAAGAGAAAUCUAACAAGGGUCUUGUUCAUAUCAGGUGUUGUUACAACAACAAAUAUUGGGUUCGGUGGUCGGCAAAAUCCAAGUACAUUGUGGCAACGGCAAACGAACCCGACGAAGACCGAACAAAAUUCACGUCGACUUUGUUCGAACCGACCUACGACUACGAUCGAAAGGUCUUCCGAUUCAAACACGUGCAACUCGACCGAUAUGUUCAGCCAAGACAACACAUGGCAAGGCAGUUCCAAGACGCGCUGUUCGCCGGAAGCUCAGGAUUCGAAUACGACGAGUCAGAUCUGUUUACAGUGGUGGAUUGGUCAACCUUAUUCGUACUUCCAAAACAUGUAGCAUUCAAGGGCGACAAUGGGAAUUAUCUCAAAGUCCAUUCUUCAGGGACUAAAUACUUAGAAUUUUCAGGAUCCGAUGUAGGAGAUCCAAGAGUGGGAAACCAAAUCUUCACCACUUCAGAUGGGCAUGUAAGGAUUAAAAAUGAUUAUCUGGGAAAAUUUUGGAUUCGUGAUCCGAAUUGGAUUCAUGUGAAAGCUAGUGAGAGUGAUUUUGAUGAUCCAAAUACUCUGUUUUGGCCUGUUCGCCUUGGGGAUGGCCAUGGCGUUGCGCUUCGAAACAGAGGAAAUGAUAAGUUCUGCAAGAGGCUGAGUACGGAGGGGAAAGAUAAUUGUUUGAAUGCUGCUGACAAUAGCAUCAGUGCUGAGGCUAAGCUCCAGAUUGAAGAACUCGUCAUUUCAAGAACCAUUUAUGAUGUCAAUUUUCGAGUUCUUGACGCCCGAUUCUACGACGAGACGCCCAUGACUAUGAUAUCUAAAGAGGUGGUGAACAGAAACAGCGAACCGGAGUUGCAAAAGGUGAAGCUUCGGUAUGAGGAUACAAAGUCGUCGACAUGGACAAACUCGGUAGGGAUGAAGUUAGGGAUGAAAAUGUCGAUUGAAUCAGGGAGUCCAGAGAUAUCAAGCCAAGAAGUAGAAAUAUCAGCGGAGUUCAAAGAGGAAGUAACAUGGGGAGAAACUAAAGAAACUAAGUCUAGAAGGGAGGUGGAGCACCAAGUGACAGUACCACCUUAUACUCGAGUUACAGCCAAAGUAUUGGCCACUAAAGGAUUUUGUGAUAUUCCAUAUUCAUACACUCAAAGAGAUGUUCUAACCAAUGGCCAAGUUGUAAUUCAACACUUUGAUGAUGGGGUUUACAUUGGAAGCAAUUGCUAUAACUAUACCUUUUCCACUGAACAAGAAGAUCUCUAAUUCAAGACGAGAAGUAUUGAAUCAUAGAAAUCCAUCCAUGUACUAAAUAAUGCAGCUAUUUUAAUUUCCUUUUGUGUUGUUUUUGCUUUAUAAUGUGUGUGUGUUCAUGAUCUAUGUUUUGAAGCCAAUAAAAUCUGGUCCAUGCCAUGUACUCAUUUCAUUUACUUUGGGCUUGUUCGGUGUUUUGGGAAGUGUACUUCAAUUCAUGCAAUUUUAUGAGUUAAAGUAUUGUAUGUUUAGACCCUUUUUGGGAUCUAAAAUUGUAAAAAACCAAAAGAAAAUAAGGGUUUAUUUGGUUAA
Messenger RNA from Benincasa hispida (wax gourd), 1778 nucleotides. RefSeq lists its product as uncharacterized. The record is from RefSeq and is a predicted model, not a curated record. Lineage: Eukaryota; Viridiplantae; Streptophyta; Magnoliopsida; Cucurbitales; Cucurbitaceae.